AUGAUGCCUGGACGACUGAUUGUCUCUGCGGCAGCGUUUCCCUAUGCAGCGGCGGCUCUGGCAUACUACACACACCAAGCUGAACUAAGCUUCGAUUCAUCCGCUACGAUCCCGAUCCUCCAGAUCGAUGGACACAAGAUCGAAUCCGAGGAUGGUAUUGUCAAUGCGCUCCAGUGUGGCAUCCCAGGAGACAGUAAGAAAACGAAGGAGUUCGUGUCGCUGGCGAAGACAAUGCCGACCCUUGUGGCGUUUGAUGAGACACUCGCCGCUCUUAACUUUCUGGACGACCAUCUCACAUUUCGAACAUUUCUAAUUGGCCAUGAUAUCACCGUGGCAGAUUGGGUCAUCUGGGGCGCAAUUAAAGCUUCUGUCAAGCUCGUGGGUCUUCUCAAAAACCAGCGUCAUUGGCAUCUACUUCGCUGGUUCUCGUUUUUGGAAAGCCUCCCUACUAUUCAGUCUGUGCUCAGCUCACUGCUCGAGGCUAAAGUCCUAAACGCACGGUCUGCUUCCAAGACAGCCUCUUCUUUUGCUCUAGGUCUCCCAAACGCCACUGUGGGCCAAGUUGUCAUGCGAUUUCCCCCAGAGCCGAGUGGAUACCUACACAUAGGGCACGCAAAGGCUGCCAUGCUGAAUCAAUACUUCGCCCAGAUGUACGGGGGAAAAUUGAUCAUUCGCUUCGAUGACACUAACCCGUCCAAGGAACGGACCGAGUUUGAGGACACAAUCCUGGAAGACCUUCGCCUCCUCAACAUCGUCGGAGAUUCCGUUUCGCACACAUCAGACUAUUUCGCGCAGCUACAUACUUUUGUCGUCAAGAUGAUAGAGAGCGGCAAAGCCUACGCGGAUGACACCGACAACUCUCACCCUCACGAUUUUCCUUGUUCGUGCCCCUCGAAGCAACACGGCCCACAGUCGCAAAUGGCUCACGAACGGUGGCAUGGUAUCCCUUCCAGUCGACGCGACGCUACAGUCGAAGAAAACCUGCAGCGAUUCUCCGAGAUGAGUACUGGGACUGAGGGAGGCCUUCGCUGGUGUAUCCGAGCGAAGAUUAGCGUCGAUGAUCCCAACAAGGCUCUUCGCGAUCCAGUUAUCUACCGCACAAAUCUCGUGUCUCACCAUCGCACAGGGGACAAAUGGAAGGUCUAUCCGACCUACGAUUUCGCGUGUCCUAUCGUGGACUCGUUGGAGGGCGUGACGCACGCGCUCAGGACGAACGAGUAUCGCGACAGAAACCCACAGUACUAUUGGAUGAUCGAGGCUCUCGGCUUGCGCCGUGUGUCUGUUUGGGAUUUCAGCCGCUUAAAUUUCAUCUACACGCUCCUGUCAAAGCGAAAGCUUCAGUGGUUCGUUGACCGCGGGCUUGUUCGUGGUUGGGAUGAUCCGCGUUUCCCAACUGUCAGAGGGAUCCGCCGUCGCGGAAUGACUGUAGAAACCAUCCGACAAUUCAUGCUGUCCCAAGGUCCCUCACAGGCGGUCGUUUCCCUCGAGUGGGACUCCAUCUGGGCGCUCAAUAAAAAAAUCAUAGACCCUGUUGCGCCACGAUUCUGGGCUGUGCUCAAGGAAGAUAUAGUUCCGGUAAUGAUUCUCGGAGGACCUGCGGGCUACGAGACAAGAUUGCAGCCGAAACAUAAGAAGAAUGUGGACAUCGGAGAGAAGACUGUAGUGUACGGCUCAUCUAUCCUCAUCGAACAGCUUGAUGCCGCUUCGUUCAACGAUAACGAGGAAAUUACUCUCAUGUCCUGGGGAAAUGCCAUAGUCCGCUCCCACACCGUUUCGCCGUCUGGUCGUACCACCUGCAUAUCUAUGGAUCUGAAACUAGAAGGUGAUUUCAGGAAGACCGAAAAGAAAGUGACUUGGUUGGCAUCCCCGACCUUGGAGCAUCCCCUUGUAGAUGUCACGCUCCUGGACUAUGAUUAUCUCAUCACGAAGAAGAAGCUGGGCGAGGACGACGCCUUGGAGGACGUGAUCACGCCUGUUACAGAGUUCCGUCAGGAAGCAUUCGCGGAUGCGAACGUCCUUGAUCUGAACAAGGGCGAUAUCAUCCAGUUCGAACGGAAGGGAUACUAUAUCCUCGAUGGUAUCGUCGAACAUGCACAAGGGGCAGGGACGAGGAGGCUGGAGUUUAUUCGUAUCCCGGAUGGAAGGGCGGUGAAUCUAGCGAGCAAGGCGGCUGCAGGUGCCGACAUUGCACCCGAGCAAGGUGUCAAUAACGCCUAG
This is a messenger RNA of Sparassis crispa, 2217 nucleotides long. Its product is annotated as Probable glutamate--tRNA ligase. Gene Ontology annotation, molecular function: ATP binding; glutamate-tRNA ligase activity. The transcript is spliced from 11 exons. Bases 1 to 2217 code for a protein of 738 amino acids. NCBI's taxonomy places the organism in Eukaryota, Fungi, Basidiomycota, Agaricomycetes, Polyporales, Sparassidaceae. The record is from RefSeq and is a predicted model, not a curated record. Gene Ontology annotation, cellular component: cytoplasm; methionyl glutamyl tRNA synthetase complex; cytosol. Gene Ontology annotation, biological process: glutamyl-tRNA aminoacylation; translation.